Molecule: messenger RNA, 1572 nt
Organism: Tachysurus fulvidraco (yellow catfish)
Lineage: Eukaryota; Metazoa; Chordata; Actinopteri; Siluriformes; Bagridae
Gene: pafah1b2
Product: platelet-activating factor acetylhydrolase 1b, catalytic subunit 2
Exons: 8
Coding region: 488-1174 (228 amino acids)
Source: RefSeq, a predicted model, not a curated record
ACACCUGGCAACCCCGAAAAGGGGCGGAUAUAACCGGUUUCGUUGAUCAAAACCCUCCGUCCGUGAUUUUCCAAACAUAUCCGAGCUACAGAAAGGAUUUUGUGGCGCAUAAACAUCGCGUCGCCAUUUUUUUAAAGAACAAGAACAAAAACAAAACAAAAACAAAAACAAAAAAAAACGGGCGCGUGCGAGACUGAGCGCAGCAUCAGCACCAAACCGCAGCAUCCUCCGGCAUCAGACAUCUGUCUGCUUCCUGCUUUAGAGAAUUCAUCUGAUUAGCAGUGUAUUAUGGGGAUUUCUGCACCUUUUUACGGGCUACAUCGUGUCCUGUUGCAGCUGGAGUAGUGAAAAUGGAGUUUACUUCACUUUUAGCCAGAACAUACAGUAUGUCUUUACUGAAGAAAUCUGGCUCAGAAGUAGUGAUAACGUGAAGGAAAACGCUGAAGGACUAAAGCGCCGCUGCAUCAGUAGCAAAAGUUAAAAAAGAAUGAAUGACGAGGAGAACCCUGCUGCUGAACCUGUACAGGUUCUGGAUGUCCAGGGUGAUGGACGCUGGAUAUCACAGCACAACCGCUUCGUGCAGGAAUGUAAAGAUGCAGAACCUGACGUGCUGUUUGUAGGGGACUCCAUGGUUCAGCUGAUGCAACAAUAUGAGGUUUGGCGAGAGUUGUUUUCUCCACUCCAUGCGCUCAACUUUGGGAUUGGAGGAGACACGACGUGCAACGUUCUGUGGAGGCUUCAGAACGGAGAACUGGAGAACAUCAGGCCAAGGGUGGUGGUGCUGUGGGUAGGAACCAAUAAUCACGAGCACACGGCAGAGCAGGUCGCAGGGGGCAUCGUGACCAUAGUACAGCUGCUCAUCUCACGCCUUCCCAAGGCCAAGAUCGUUGUCCUGGGUCUGUUACCCAGGGGCGAGUUCCCCAACCCUCUGAGGGAGAAAAACGCAGCAGUAAACACCUACCUGCGCUGCGCCCUUCCCCGUCUCGGACCCAUACAGUUCCUGGACGUGGGUGGCGGCUUUGUGCACUCUGACGGCACCAUUUCCAGCCGAGAUAUGUUUGACUUCCUGCACCUGACGGCCAGUGGGUACGGUGCCAUGGCCACGCCCCUGCACGAGCUGCUGCUCCAGCUGUUGGAGGAGACACCGCAGGAAAGGCGGGCCUCGCUCGUGUAAGAGAAGGUGACGGGACCACGGCGAGGUUCAGAGAGGCGGGAUCAGGAAUCUGUCUCAUUCUUUAAGUGGAACAUGUACAUCAUUACAUAUUAUAUGCGGAGAGAGAGAGAGUGAGAGAGAGAGUGAGAGAGAGUCAUAAAUGUUGGCAAAAUGUGGAAAAAAUGUUCUUUGCUAAUUUUCAGAAAUAUGUAUUUUAAUCACUUGGGUUUUUUUCUAAUGUGCUUUAACUUAUUUAAGUGUUGAGACUUAGACAAAGUCCUCACAAAUCACCCAAGCACUGUGUGUGUGUGUGUGUGUGUGUGUGUGUGUGUGUGUGUGUGCACGCAUGUUUGUGUGUGCGCACAUGUCUGUGUGUGACCAAGCGUGUGUGUGUGUGUGUGUGUGUGUGUGUGUGUGUG